CAGGGGUGCUCCAACCCCGGAGCACCCACAGAAUCGGCCCCUACGUCCUCAGUGAAUCAUGUGCUUAAUACUACAGUGUUGAGAACUAUAGACAAAUCUUAAAGCUAGAUUAGAUGUGUUAGUUAGGCAGGGCUAACCCGCUUAAUAAAGCACUCAGUUGACACAGCAUUCUUCAUUAAAGUCUCUUGACAGGAGAGAUCUUAAAAGACUCCCACUGCUUGAUAAUGCAGUGAUAUGUAGAAACAAUGAACUUUGUAUAGGGAUUUGAUAUGUUUUACUUUACUUGUAGUGACCGUAGUAGUUAGACCAUGUAUAGCAAUGUAUGCAUUGAUUUUUUGGUGUUAUCUUCAGAACUGACUGGAGUUAACAAAGUGGUGGAAUAAAAAGGGUCACGUUGUAAUAUGAGUACUGUAAUACCUUGUGAUACCUCUGUACUCAACACUGAUUCACAUAUAGUGACCUUCCCAGUUAUGAUUUAGAACAAUUAGUAAACAAUACAAUGUAGUUUAAUAUACAUGCCUUCCAAUAAGCCAUAUAUUGAUGAGCUCCACAAAGGGGGAAUAUAUAUAUCAGUAAUAUAAGCAACCUUCUGGCUAUCUCAUUGAAUCGUAAUUACAUAUUGAAAACAAACAGUGUGGUUGCUCAAUAAUUGUAAUGUAACUAUUUUGUAAUUACUGUACUCUUAAAAUGCCAAAAGUUAGCUGAAAUGUUAGUCUUUGAUACAUCCCCACCUAACUAUGCUAGCGAAACAAAAGCUUAAAUUUUAGAUCUUUACCUUGUCUCCUUCAAGUCUGUUUUCGUAGAAAACAGCAAUCCAGCACUUGUAGGGAGAUGGAUUCAGCAAUACAAGGUCUUUGCCAUCUCUAGCUAUCUUUUGAAUUUGAAAAUGAGACAUGUUGGAACCCCUUGAGUAGUAGUUUCUAACUAGCAUAUAAGAAGUACUGAAGUGAACAGUGAAUUAUAUGUAGAAUCCAUGGAGAAACAGAUCUCAUGAAUGACCUUAAAGAUGGCUGAGUUGUAAUCACAUUAUUUUAGUAUCAGCUGGCCUGGAAGCAACAAGUUUGAAAAAACUUAGGCCUGGUUUACACUGCGCUCCCUCCCUCUCCCUCAUGGCGGCUGACCCCAGCCUGGCUGCAUCCUCCUGAACAUUCCUCCAUGGCCCCCUGAGAAGGUGUGUCCUGCAGUUUGGGGACCACUGAUCUAGCCAGUCCCAGCAGACAAGCACAGAUGAGCCCCAAGAAGGGAAAGGGACCUUGGAUAAGUGUGUGCAUGCAUUCUUCCUUACAGGGUUUAAAAGAUAGCGCCUAGCCCAUCCCCCAGUUAACUAACACAGGUAUUGACUUCUCAUUGUUUUACUUGUAGAGAAGAGGUAUAAGUACAACACACAGAGGUAGAGUUGGCAUCUAUUUUUCAUUCUGCUGUUGGGUUAGGCUGGGGGAGUGUGAGGGAGGGCUAUGUAGAACAUCUUAUUUAUGCAUACAGAGAUGUCUUUUGUAACCUCAAUGAAAUUUUAGAGAGAGACUCUGCAAUCCUCUCCCAAAGGUUUCUAGGGAUGGCUGCUUUAUUUUUUCCUUUGUAGCAGGAGGCCAUUCCAUGCCACUCCCUGGUAAGACUGGAUGACACCAAUGCAGUAAACAAGUUAGUGGUAUAUGGGCUCGGGUGGCUUCACGAUGCUAAUAGCAGCUGUGUUCUCUAUACCUUUAUUACUCUCAGCACUAAGAUGUCAACUAAAACUACCACUGCCUGUAGCAGUAUAGUAACAAUAUUCACUGCCAUUGCCCUAUACUCCUACCCCUGGUAUGGGGACAAAAAUCGUAUUAUUUUGUGCAACCAAAAAUCCAUUAUGCCCCUUGCCAUUACCAUGGAGAGUGGUGCUGUUCAGAGGCACUUCAAUGCUGAAGCAUCAAUAAGCAUGUCUUAUUAAAGCAGUUAAGGGAAUAAGGGAAUUAACACUACACACUGCAUGUGGGCUAUUGCUGUACUGAGCAGGGCUGUUCUCCUAAACCUGGAACUUUAGGGAAUUCUUGUAAUGGUAUGGCAGUAAUUAUUAAUCUCCAGCUGCAACCUCACAAUGACAAAUUCCCCUCUGCUCUGUAAAUUCUUCCUCCUUGACUCCCCUGUAGCAGCUCACCCACCAACCCACCCAAUUUAUCUCCUCUAUACCUUAUCAGUUUAUUUAUGCACACUACAUAACAGCACUGCACAUUCAGUUGAAUGAGUCAUUGUUGCUCUGAGGAAAGAGGGUGGUGACUCAUACUGCAUUCAGAACUCCUGGUGACCACCUGCCUGGACUCAAUGUGACAAGGCCUCUGAGAAAAUAUCUUUUAUUGAACCAACUUCUGUUGGUGAGAAAGACAAACUUUGCACCUACAUAGAGCUGUUCUUCAGGCCCCAGGCAAAGCUAUGUGUAGCUAAAAAGCGUGUCUUUCUCUCCAACGGAAGUGGUCCAAUAAAAGAUAGAUAUUUCCUCACCCGCCAUGCCUCUAAAAUCCUGGGCCUCACUCACUCUGGCCCUUUUUAAAAUCAAACCGCACCCCAUGGAAAACAGGGAAAGCCUCUAUUUCCAAACAGCUCCACGCUAGGAGGCACCCAGGCAAUCUUUAGUAAAGAGGGGCAGGCUCUGGCGCAAGGACACUAACUGCUGCCCUCCGCCUGUGGGGACCGUUCAUGCGCAGCUGCUUACGCACUCAGAUCCUCCACUGAGCUGCCAAACCACCGCUGCGGCGCUGUGCCUGUGCACGUCCGUCACGGUGACAUGCUGUCGGCAGCCCAGCACGUUCACCCGCCCUGCCCGCGAAGGAGGGCGGCCUCUGCUCCAGCCCGGGGGUAGCCCCAGCCGCCUCCUUGGAGCAGCACAGUGGAACACGCACUGAACUCAGGCCCGGCUCCGCGUGCGCAAGGGUCGGACCAAGCCCUGAGGGCGCACCGUCCCUCUCUCUUCCAUGUUGCUUUCCCGUCUCUGUGCGGAACGUUCCUUCCGCUUCCGGCGCGUAGCUCCUUCCGCUUCCGGUUUGCCCAGCCGCCGGGGCCCCGGUGAGAAUGGAGGCUCACGUGGCUCAAUAUUCCGCUCGGCUCCUGCAGCAGGAAAAAGAGAUCAAGAUCUUGGCUGCAGAGAUUGAUCGACUAAAGAACUUUGGCUGCUUGGAAGUAUCUCCAAGUUUGGAAGGAUUGCGAGACGAAAACGCAAAGCUUAAGUACCGGCUGAACAUUCUUCAAAAGAGUCUUCAAGAGGAGAGAAAUAAGUCAGUGAAAAGCAUGAUUAAUAUCAACAGCCGCAUUCAGGAGAUCUUUAGAGAUGCCAUCAAGGCUGCAUAUCCGGAUUUAGAAAACCCCCCACUGGCAGUCACGCCAAGUCAGCAGCCCAAAUUUGGGGAUUACCAGUGUAACAGUGCUAUGAGCAUAACAAAGAUGCUUCCCAAAACCAGCGAACAGAAAGUGAGCCCAAGAGAAAUUGCUGAGAACAUUUCGAGAUAUAUUCCUGAAAAUGAAUACAUUGAGAAGGUUGAAAUCGCUGGUCCUGGUUUUAUUAAUGUCCACUUGAGAAAAAAUUUUGUGUCCAAACAACUGAGCAGUUUACUGGUGAAUGGAGUUCAACCACCGGCUAUGGAAAACAGGAAAAAGGUGGUGGUUGACUUCUCUUCCCCUAACAUUGCCAAAGAGAUGCAUGUUGGUCACCUGCGCUCGACUAUUAUUGGAGACAGCAUGUGCCGUCUGUUUGAGUUUGUGGGCUAUGAUGUUCUGAGGUUAAACCAUUUAGGAGAUUGGGGCACCCAGUUUGGAAUGCUCAUUGCUCACCUCCAAGAUAAAUUUCCAGAUUUCCUGACUGUUUCACCCCCCAUUGGGGAUCUCCAAGCUUUUUACAAGGAAUCCAAGCGGAGAUUUGACACAGAGGAAGAAUUUAAGAAGCGAGCCUAUCAAUGUGUGGUGCUACUACAGAGCAAAAGUCCAGACUUCAUUAAAGCAUGGAAACUGAUUUGUGAUGUGUCUCGGAAAGAGUUCCAAAAAAUCUAUGACUGCUUGGACAUUAAACUAGUAGAGAGAGGGGAAUCAUACUACCAAGACAAGAUGAAAGAUAUUGUGCAAGAAUUUGAAGAAAGAGGAUUUGUCCAGAUGGAUGACGGGCGGAAGAUUGUGUUUGUCCCAGGAGGCUCUGUUCCUUUAACAAUCAUGAAGUCAGAUGGAGGUUUCACAUAUGAUACAUCUGACUUAGCUGCUCUUAAGCAAAGGCUAUUUGAGGAAAAGGCUGAUAUCAUUGUUUAUGUAGUGGAUAGUGGACAGGUGAGUACCCAGACCUCUGCUUUGUUGUUCAGAGCCAAGCAGGAUUUUUGUCUAUGUGCUUUCAGGAAAAAGUUCAAAACUCGUUCAGGGGAAACAGUGCGGCUCAUUGAGCUACUGGAAGAGGGGCUGAAACGAUCAAUGGACAAACUGAAGGACAAAGAGCGUGACAAGGUCCUAACUGAAGAAGAACUGAAGGCUGCCCAGACAUCAGUUGCUUUUGGCUGCAUUAAAUACGCUGACCUCUCCCAUAACAGGAUGAAUGAUUACAUCUUUUCUUUUGAUAAAAUGUUGGAUGACAGAGGAAAUACAGCUGCUUACUUGCUCUAUGCCUUCACUCGAAUCAGAUCUAUAGCACGUCUGGCCAACAUCGAUGAAGAGAUGCUGCAGAAGGCAGCUAGAGAAACAAAGAUAUUACUGGACCACGAAAAGGAGUGGAAACUGGGCAAGUGCAUUCUGAAAUUCCCUGAGAUUCUGCAGAAGAUUUUGGAUGAUCUCUUAUUACACACACUCUGUGACUACCUCUAUGAGCUGGCCACCACCUUCACAGAGUUCUACGAUAACUGUUACUGUGUGGAAAAAGACAGACAAACUGGAACAAUAGUGAAGGUGAACAUGUGGAGAAUGUUGCUGUGUGAAGCAACAGCUGCCGUCAUGGCCAAAGGGUUUGACAUCCUGGGCAUCAAACCAGUCCAGAAGAUGUAACUACUUCUGCAUUUGGACCUCUUGUAUUUUACUAAACUCGUUUUCUUAGCUGUCAGAGUGGAGUCUGAUUGAAAACCUACUUUAAAAAUAAAAAAUUGCUAACAUGUGGAUUGAA
Chelonoidis abingdonii (Abingdon island giant tortoise) is the source of this 5095-nucleotide messenger RNA. RefSeq names its product arginyl-tRNA synthetase 1 (gene RARS1). Gene Ontology annotation, biological process: arginyl-tRNA aminoacylation. Gene Ontology annotation, molecular function: ATP binding; arginine-tRNA ligase activity. The record is from RefSeq and is a predicted model, not a curated record. NCBI's taxonomy places the organism in Eukaryota, Metazoa, Chordata, Testudines, Testudinidae. Gene Ontology annotation, cellular component: cytoplasm.